UGUUUUAUAAUACAUUUCAGGUAGCAAAUGCUGUUGCAGUAGCUAGGUAUCUUGGUGCCACUCUUGUACUACCUGAUGUUAGAGGAGCAAAAUUAGGAGAUAAAAGGUAGAAAUUGAUCAAUAAUAUAAUCGUAGUAAUUUUUUUUUAUUAUUUUUUUCAUUUAUUUUGAAUAUAUUUUUUCAGGAAUUUCAAAGAACUUUACGACGUCGAAAAGUUCACGAAAACCCUAACCGGAGUUGUCCGCGUCGAGAAAACCCCACCUAAAGAAAUAUCGAAAGAGAGGCUCCCGAUUAUCAAAGUCCCCUACAUGGUUUCUGAGGAAUACGUGGCUUCAAAUAUAAAGCCAAUUUUCAAGAACGAAACACGAAACUUGAAAAUCGUCACUUACUUCAAUAACAACUCCUCCCCUUACGAUAAAAUAAUCAACCGUGAAUCCGAUUAUCAGUGCCUUGCAAUGUACGAAAGCCUCAAACCGCAAAAGGAGUUGCAAGAAUUAAUCGAUUCUAUGGUCGGGACAUUGCGGAGCAUGAGCAAGAAAACGAACGGGCGGUUUGUUUCUGUUGACUUACGUGCCGAAAUGUUUACCGAAACGAGCUGUAAAUUAUUAGGGAGUAGUGGUGGUCAUAAUAAAAGGUGGUGCUACAACGGUGAAAGAAUCGGGGAGUUUUUGAAGAAGAUCGGUUUUCAUGAGGACACGACCGUAUAUUUGACUCAGACGGGAUGGGAUACGAGUCUCAAUGCAUUGAGGGAUGUUUUUCCCAACACUUUUACCAAGGAUGCAAUAAUGCCGGCAGACGAAAAGGCGAAGUUUACGGACGCGGAAAGUAGAAAAACGAUCGAUUUCUACGUGUGUGCACAAGGAGAUGUGUUUGUUCCGGCUUAUCCGAGCAGAUUCUACGAAGCGGUUGUGGGAGAAAGAAUCGGGCUCGGGAAAACGCAGAUAUUCAUUCCUGCCGAGAAAGAUUCCAAUUCCGAUUCCGCAACCGAUUACGUUUCUCCGUACGUAGCCAACAGAAGCCACUUUGCACAUUCUUGCUUCUGUUAAAAGGAAAAGUAAAUAAUGGAAAUUAUAUAUAUCAACUGUAAAAAAUGUUUGCUUGUUGUUCUGUAGUUGCUCUUGAAAGUAUAAAUAUGUGGUAUAUAGUAAAUAAAAUGCUCGACAAGCAUGCAGCUUUGUUGCUCACGUGUCAAAUGUUUGUUUAUAUAUCUUUCCAUCAAAUAAUUACUGUUUGGGAAAAAAAAUUC
This is a messenger RNA of Erythranthe guttata (spotted monkey flower), 1246 nucleotides long. The record is from RefSeq and is a predicted model, not a curated record. Lineage: Eukaryota; Viridiplantae; Streptophyta; Magnoliopsida; Lamiales; Phrymaceae.